Messenger RNA from Fopius arisanus, 2485 nucleotides. It is a transcript of the gene pip, whose product is annotated as heparan sulfate 2-O-sulfotransferase pipe. Gene Ontology annotation, molecular function: sulfotransferase activity. The coding region runs from base 574 to 1764 and encodes 396 amino acids. The transcript has 8 exons. NCBI's taxonomy places the organism in Eukaryota, Metazoa, Arthropoda, Insecta, Hymenoptera, Braconidae. Gene Ontology annotation, cellular component: membrane. The record is from RefSeq and is a predicted model, not a curated record.
GGAUUGGUAACGGGGCCGUCGCAUACACCGGUUGUUUGGUGGUGAAGGCACCUUUUUCCCAACCUCGGUAUGUAGUAGGAGUCAGUAGAAGUCUUCUUAGUCCAUCGAGAAUCAGGGAACGAUUCACAACUCCACUCACCUACCGUUCGUGAAUUUCCAGUCUCCUCAAUUUUUCGUACAAUAACAAUUUUUGUGAAUUUAUUAGUUGCAAUUAUUUUUCGAGGCUCAUGAAAAAUGUCCAAUUAUUUUUAUCGAAAUAAUUAAUUUUUCUAAUAGUACAAUUAAAGUUGCAAUUGCGAUGAAGUUACAUGAUUUUUUUUUGUAUCAAUUGAAAUAUUGAUAGCGCGAAAUAUAGGGUAUCGUGGCAUCAUGAAGUGACACUGAUUUUCCGCGAUAUUUAAUAACUGGAGGUUGACAAUUGAUUGAUGAUUGAUUGAAGGCUGUGGGUGAGAGCAGUGGGGGGAUGCUAUUCCAGUUGUUUCAAUUAUUAAUGGCAAUUGAGUGAUGUAGGGACACUGGGAUUUCACCAUUUUGUGGAGAUUUAUUAUUAAGUAUUUUGGUGAUCGAGUGAUUAUGAUGGUAAAGGACAAUGUCUGGAGGCAACGACGAAUCGCUGUUCCCAAGAGAACCAGCGAGCUCGUCGCCCUCAUCGCCCUCUCUAGCACUCUCUUCCUCUUUUUACACACGCGUGAUCUUCAUUCGCGAUUACGCGAGAUGGAAGUGAAAUUGCAGCCAGGGGAUAGCGAAAUUUCGGCCAAUCAGAUAUCAAUCGAAGACGUGCAAUCGGGCCUUGGAGCUCAGCCGCUCAUGGGGCCCAAAAGAACGAGUACAGAAUCGUACGAGCAUUUGGAUUGUCUGGAUCUCAACGAGCUGAAUAAUACGAAACGAGCGGAUAAACAUGUAUUAUUCUUCAAUCGUGUACCUAAGGUCGGUUCACAGACCUUUAUGCAACUCCUGAGGAGACUCUCGAUGAGGAAUGGCUUUGCCUUCAACCGAGAUCAAGUGCAACGGGUUGAGACCAUCAGACUGGCGCCUUAUGAACAGCGUCAGCUUGUGAGGCUCGUUAACAGCUAUUCUGAGCCCUCGGUCUAUGUCAAACACGUAUGCUUCACCAAUUUUUCAGAGUUCAAUCUUCCUCAGCCGAUCUACAUGAACGUCGUUCGGGAUCCGGUUGAACGAGUUAUAUCCUGGUAUUACUACGUUCGUGCGCCCUGGUACUACGUAGAGAGGAAGCAAAUAUUCCCAGACUUACCACUGCCAGAUCCUGAGUGGUUGAAGAAGGACUUUGAGAGUUGUGUAUUGAAUGGAGAUCGCGAGUGCAGAUACAUCGAGGGAGAGUACCAUGAGGGCAUUGGAGAUCAUAGGAGACAGACGUUAUUCUUUUGCGGUCACAGUGAAAAGUGCACGCCUUUCAACACCGUGGGAGCAUUAGAAAGAGCCAAACUUUCAGUUGAAAAGCAUUACUCAGUAGUUGGUGUUCUUGAGGAUGUUAAUACAACGCUGACGGUUUUAGAAAAUUAUAUUCCACAAUUUUUUGAAGGUGCAAAGGAGCUCUAUUGGGAUGAGAUGAAUUCGUUCAAAAGAAUAAAUCGCAAUUCUUUCAAGCCCCCGGUGAGUGAGGAAGUUAAAGAAAUGGUUCGUCGUAAUUUCACCCGUGAAAUUGAAUUUUAUCAGUUCUGCCGGCAACGAUUGCACCGGCAAUUUCAUGCCCUAAAGCUCUCACCGGCAUUAUCAACAAUUCAAGAUAGUGGAAAUAGUCUCUAGGAAGUAGUGAAUUUCAUCGUUUUUUUUUUUUUUUUUUUUUUAUGGGGAUAAUAAAAAUCAUGCAACUGUUCAUGUGAUAUAAAUAAAAAGACUAUAAUUAAUCCUAAUGGAUUAGGGAUCUGAGAGAAAUUAGACGAUGGUCUGAUUAUCCAAUCGAUCACGAGGUAUCGACGAAUUCCAAUUGGUGAUUGAUCGAUUGGCCAAUUGCGAUUAACCCACAGAGCCAAGAAAUUGUUCGUCAUCCAAGGGUUCGUCACUAUAAAUGCCUCGCUCGGGGCAAGGCUUAAAAAAAAUCAUGGCAAAAGGUUAUGAUUAAUUCCCCCCACCCCAAAGAAAAAAAAAUUCAUUAGUGAAUCAAUUGCCAAAUGAGAUUGUCAAAGUCUGGAAGUUAUUUCGUUAAAUUUAUUGUCUUAAUAUAACAACUUUUGCAGAUAACUUUAUUGUUUGUAUAUGAAUAAUGAUACGUAGACUCUCAGGUCUCUAAAAUCUCGUUCCCUCUGUCACUCGAUAAUUAAUCAUUCAUCACCCCUCACUCCUCCAUCGGACCAAUAACAUUGAUACAUUAUUUAACAUCCAUAAACAUCUCGAGAUCUCUCGACUGUAUUUACAUAAUUCAAUCUGUUGUCAUUUGAGGGACAAGAGGAGCAAGCUUCAUUGUGUAAAAUAUUUCGUCAAUGUAACCGUUUAAUUCUCUGUACAAAGUAAAUAACGCAUUUCCAUA